CUGAAAGUGAAACUAAGAGGAAGAAAAGGCCACGUUUUUAUUUUCUCUUAUAGAUCUGAAAGUUUAAGAGAAAAAUCCAUACACCAGACAUGUCUUCUGCCAGAAGUCUAGUGCCUGAGGAGAAUUUUCUUUGUUCCAUAUGUCUUAGUGUGUUCAAUAAACCUGUAUCGACUCCCUGUGGACACAACUUCUGUCUCGAUUGCAUCACAAACUUCUGGGAAACUAAACAUACCGCUGUUAAGUGUCCACUGUGUAACGAGACAUUUGACAGCAUACCAAAGCUCCGGGUUAACACUGUCAUUGCUGAAAUGGCUGCAAAGUUGAAAAGAGCAGUUCAAGAAAAUCCACCUACCACCACUGAACAAGCAGGAAAUGGAAAUGUCCUCUGUGGUGUCUGCCAGGGGGCAAAGCUCAAAGCCCUGAAGUCUUGCCUAGUGUGCUUUGUGUCUUACUGUGAAGCUCAUCUCGAGCCUCACACAAAAAUUUCAGCCUUGAAGAAACACAAGCUGAUCCACCCAGUGGAGAACCUGGAGAGCAGGAUAUGCAAAACACAUGACGAGCCUUUGGAGUUCUUUUGCGGGGUGGAUCACAUGUUCAUAUGUGGGUCCUGCAAAGACAGUGAUCAUAAAAGCCAUAAGACAGUGACUGUAGAGGAGGAGGCUCAAAUGAAGAGAACCCAGUUGGGAAUAGACAUGAACGACACAGAUCAGAUGAUCCGGGUACGUCAGCAGAAGAUUCAGGAGAUUCAAGAUUCAGUGGAGGCUAGCAGAAAUAAUGCAGCAAAGGCACUGUCAUACAGCAUGCCCGUGAUGACUGCUGUGGUGGAAUACAUUAAGAAAAGCCAAGCUGAGCUGACUGAGGUAAUUGAGACAAAGAAGAAAAAAAUUGAAACAGAAGCAGAAGGCUUCAUUAAAGAACUGGAGGAAGAAAUUAUGCAAAUAAAGCAGAAAAACCUGCAGCUUAAUCAGGUCUCAGUUGCUAACGACCCCUUCAUUUUCCUUGAGAAUUUCCUUUCACUUACCAUCACUCCACGCCAGGUUAAAGACUGGUCUGAUGUGACUCUUAACAGCAAUGUUUACGCAAUGGAAGGAGCCAUGACCAAACUGGUGACAUCAGUCAAGAGAGAAAUAAGUAUGCUGUGCGAUCCAGACUUGAAAAAAAUGGAGCAGCAUGCUGUCGAUGUUACUCUGGAUCCUGACACAGCAAACCCAUGGCUCAUUGUUUCUGAGGAUGGGAAACAGGUCACACAUGGAGACAGAAAGAGGAAUCUCCCAAACAAACCAGAGAGGUUUGAUCAUGUCCUUAAUGUCUUGGCAAAGGAGGGUUUCUCCUCAGGAAAGUUUUACUACGAGGUCCAGGUUAAGGAGAAAACACACUGGGAUUUAGGAGUUGCAAAGGAGUCCAUCAACCGGAAGGGUGAUAUUCGACUGAGCCCCCAGAAUGGAUACUGGACUAUCUUGCUGAAGAAGGGAUAUGGGUUUACAGCCAAUGCAGGCCCUGCCAUUAACCUCCAUGUUAGGGAAAUGCCUCAAAAGAUUGGGGUGUUUGUUGAUUAUGAGGAGGGUCAAGUUUCCUUCUAUAAUGUGGAUUCCAGGGCUAAGAUCUUCUCCUUCACAGGAUGCAACUUCACAGAGAAGCUCUUUCCAUUCUUCAGCCCCUGUGCUAAUGAUGGCGGCAAAAAUUCAGCCCCCUUGAUCAUUACUCCUAUCAAAUACAACAGCUGAGGUUUCAUUUUGUUCUUUAGGUUUAUGAAAAGAAAACAAGACGGGGGAAACAUCACAAUUGUAGAAUGCUGAAAUAUUUUUAUCUGUAAAACUCCAGUGGUUCCCAUCCAUCAGUGUCAGUGCUGCUUGGUGUCACUAGGUGUUGCCUGUCACACAGACAGCUGUAGAUCUCCAACAGAGUCCCCAUGCAGCCAUCGGGUCAUUCACUAUCCACACACAUAUUGUACACACACCUCGGCAGCACAUUGUAGCCAUACAGCUCCCUAACAAAUCGUUAUGAGGUGGCUGUUAAUAUCGAUAAAGCUGCUAUUGUCUGCCAACAUGGCCAUACAAAUACCAGAGCUACUGUAGGGCAAACUGUGAUUGCAAAUAUUUUAUAGGAUUUGUUUUGUGCUGGUUGGAGUGCCAUAUAUCAGGACUGUUUACUUAUGACAUGACAGCUUAAAAUGUGAUGUUUGUUUUAAUGAAUGAAAAAACAAAAACAAAUUGCUGCCUUAAAUACAACUGACAUUUUACUAGUGCUUUAUAACUGAUAUUGGUCGAAUUAGUUUUACUUUAGGUCAUGCAUGCAGCAUGUUAUUUGAAUUCAUUUCUCCAAGUGUGCUAUUGAGAAGUAAGCUACAUGGCAUUAUUUGCCUCAGUGGGGGUCAACCACUGUACAGCAGCAACAUGCCCAGCAAGAAGUAGCUAAAUAGUGUUAGGUAUUUUUAGUCAGAUAGAUAUUGGUUAGGUACUUGUUGUAUUAGAAAUGUCUUUA
Molecule: messenger RNA, 2481 nt
Organism: Monopterus albus (swamp eel)
Lineage: Eukaryota; Metazoa; Chordata; Actinopteri; Synbranchiformes; Synbranchidae
Product: E3 ubiquitin-protein ligase TRIM21-like
Exons: 2
Coding region: 90-1724 (544 amino acids)
Molecular function (GO): protein binding; zinc ion binding
Source: RefSeq, a predicted model, not a curated record